AUCCUUUUCUCCACCUCCAGGAUACAGAUGGGCCAAUCUCAAAGCACUCCUCUUUCUCUCCUUGUUGCUAACUUCAGGGAUGUUAGAACCAGAGGACAGAAUUUGAGUCUAGACAUCCGGAGGGGAAAAAUAAUAACUCUCUGCCGCUCCGGAUGGCCAACCUUCAGCAUUGGAUGGCCACCCGAAGGAACUUUUUGCCUCCCUAUAAUCGCUAAGGUGAAGUCAAAGAUUUUUCUACCGGGUCUCGAGGGGCACCCGGAUCAGAUUCCCUACAUUCUAGUAUGGCAAGAUUUGGUAGAAAAUCCACCCCCUUGGUUGGCCCCCUUUCUGUCAUCAGGAACAUGUAAGGUCCUUGCCAUGCGGCCUGCAGACCCCCCAAAGCCAAAGAUACCAUCUGUGCCCUUGUAUCCUAUAUUGCCUGGUAGUCAGGACCUACUAUCCCUAGACCCUCCACCCUAUCAUCCCCCUCCCCUCGUACCCCAGGCCCCACCAGCGCCAGCCGCCCCACCGGUCGCCCCGCUAAUUGCCUCCCUAGGGGAACCAGGAGGGCAGGAAGCAGCAGCAGCGCCAGGAGCAGCUGCAUCGGGCCCCAUUGAAAACGAAACCGACCACGAAGGGCCAGCCGGCCGAACCCACGGGCACACCCAGCGUGAGCCAAACCUUCGCCUCCCUUACUCCACUGUAGCCCUACCCCUGUGGGAAAUAGGACCCCCAGAUGAAACGGGCAACCCCCGACUCCAGUAUUGGCCCUUUUCCACCAGUGACCUUUACAACUGGAAAACAGAACGCUCAUUCUCUGAUAACCCUAAAGACCUAAUAGCUCUUUUAGACAGUGUUAUGUUCACCCACCAGCCCACCUGGGAUGACUGUCAGCAGCAACUCCGUAUCCUGUUCACCACAGAGGAACGGGAGAGGAUCCAAUUAGAAGCAAGAAAGCUGGUUCCCCGAGACGACGAUCAACCGACACCUAACCCUGACCUCAUUAAUGCGGCUUUCCCCCUAACCAGGCCUCCACAGGAUGAAUGGGACUACAACACAGCAGAAGGUAGGGGAAAGCUACUCAUUUAUCGCCAGACUCUGAUGGCGGGUCUCCGGGCUGCAGCUCGCAAGCCCACCAAUUUGGCUAAGGUAUAUUCAGUCGUACAGGGAAAGACAGAGAGUCCAGCUGCCUUUAGACUAAUGGAAGCCUUUAGGCAGUUUACCCCCAUGGAUCCAGAGGUCCCUGAAAAACAGGCAGCUGUCGUUAUGUCCUUCGUGAACCAAGCAGCUCCUGACAUUAAGAAAAAACUCCAAAGGCUAGAGGAUUUAGAAGGUAAACAGAUCCAAGAUUUACUCCGCAUAGCACAGCGGGUCUACAACAACAGGGACACCCCAGAAGAGAGACAGAUCAAGGCCACAAAGAAAAUGACUAAAGUCCUGACCGCAAUAGUCCAGAAAGAGCAGCCACCCCCAGAAGGCACUCAAACAGCACGCCCUCCCAGAGGACACUUAGAUAAGGAUCAAUGCACCUACUGUAAAGAAAAAGGCCAUUGGGCACGAGAAUGUUCCAAAAAGAAACAACCCCGCCCCAGCCAAGGACAAUGGCAGCCUAAAACAGCCCCCAUACUGUUUACUCAAGAUACCGAAUAGGGAGAACGGGGUUCGGAUCCCCUCCCCGAACCUAGGAUAACAUUACAAGUGGAGGGGACCCCGGUCCAGUUCCUAGUUGACACGGGGGCACAACACUCAGUUCUGGUCAAGCCCCAUGGAAAAGUAUAUGAGAAAUCAUCCUGGGUACAAGGGGCCGCCAGAAUAAAAAAGUACCCCUGGACAACUCAGAGGACUGUGGACUUGGGAACUGGGAAGGUAACCCACUCCUUCCUGGUCAUUCCCGACAGCCCAUGCCCCUUAUUAGGAAGAGAUUUACUUAACAAGAUGGGGGCCCAAAUUCAUUUCCAGCCGGGAGGACCCACAGUGACAGACUCUCACAACCAGCCCAUAUCUGUACUCACUGUGAGACUAGAAGAUGAAUACAGGCUCCAUCAGAAACCGGAUCAGAGUAUCGAGCCCUGGCUUCAACGCUUCCCAGACGCAUGGGCAGAAACAGGUGGUAUGGGGCUAGCAAAACAUCGCCCAGCCCUAUUUAUAGAGGUCAAGCCCAAGACAGACCCCGUCCGUGUGCGCCAAUACCCUAUGCCCGCAGAAGCCAAAAAUGGCAUCACGCCGCAUAUCCGCCGCCUCCUUGACCUCGGAGUCCUACGCACCUGCCAUUCAGCCUGGAAUACCCCCCUGUUACCUGUGCGCAAGCCCAACAGUGGGGAAUAUAGACCAGUGCAAGACUUGAGAGAAGUCAAUAAGCGGGUGACAGACAUACAUCCAACCAUUCCUAACCCCUGUACUCUCUUGAGCGCCCUGAGCCCAGAAAAACAAUGGUAUACUGUUCUAGAUCUAAAAGAUGCUUUUUUCAGCCUACCAUUAGCGCCUAAAAGUCAAGAGCUAUUUGCAUUCGAGUGGACUGACCCGGACAGGGGCAUAAAUGGCCAACUCACCUGGACCAGACUACCGCAAGGAUUCAAAAACUCUCCAACCCUGUUCGACGAGGCUCUACACGAGGAUUUAAGUGAGUACAGACAACAACACCCAAAUAUAACUCUCCUGCAGUAUGUUGAUGAUCUCUUGAUAGCUGCCGAGGCGCCCAAAACCUGCAUCCAGGGAACCGAAGGUCUCCUGCGAACUCUGGGAACCUUAGGCUACCGGGCCUCAGCAAAGGCUCAGAUCUGCAAGUCAGAGGUAACUUACCUGGGUUACUUACUGAGAGGGGGGCAACGCUGGCUAACGGAUGCCUGGAAGGAAACCGUCCUUUGUAUUCCUAGACCAAAGACACCACGACAGGUGAGGGAAUUCCUGGGGUCGGCUGGGUUCUGCAGACUAUGGAUACCAACGUUUGCUGAAUUAGCAAAACCAUUAUACCAGGCAACAAAAGACCAACAACCCUUUAGUUGGAUGGAAGAAGCCAAACAGGCCUUCCAGCAAAUUAAAACUGCCCUGCUAUCAGCACCUGCCCUGGGACUCCCCGAUGUCUCCAAACCCUUCCACCUAUAUGUGGAUGAAAGCCAGGGCAUAGCUAAGGCGGUGCUAACCCAACAUUUGGGCCCCUGGCGCAGGCCAGUCGCUUAUCUGUCUAAAAAGUUAGAUCCAGUGGCCCCCGGAUGGCCACCUUGUCUCUGGAUGAUUGCAGCCACUGCCCUAAUGGUAAAAGACGCUGAUAAGCUGACCAUGGGCCAAGAACUACAAGUCACCACCCCGCAUGCCAUCGAAGGCAUCCUCAAGCAGCCACCUGACCGAUGGCUGAGCAAUGCCCAACUCACUCAUUACCAGGGACUGCUACUGAACCCCCACAGGAUCAUCUUCACCCCCCCGACAGCCCUAAACCCAGUGUCACUGCUGCCAGAUCCAGACAUGAACCCCACUCAUGACUGCGCUGACAUACUGGCUCAGGUUUAUGGGAUCUGAGAGGACUUGCAGUACCAGCCAUUAUCGGAUGCAGACGCCAUCUGGUUCACCGACAGAAGCAGCUUCGUUCACCAAGGACAAAGGUAUGUGGGGGCAGCCGUGACUUCAGAAACCGAGGUAAUUUGGGCAGAAGCCCUGCCCCCCGGAACCUCGGCCCAAAAGGCAGAACUAAUAGCCUUAACCCAGGCCCUAAAGUUAGGAAGAGAUCUCAAGCUAACCGUGUACAUUGAUAGCCGGUAUGCCUUUGCCACCGCUCAUGUACAUGGGGCGAUAUACAGAGAACGGGGGCUCCUCACAGCUGAAGGAAAAGACAUCAAAAAUAAAGAAGAGAUUCUAGCCCUGCUAACAGCCUUAUGGGAACCCAAAAGGCUAGCAAUUGUACAUUGCCCAGGACACCAGAAGGCAACAGACCCAGUUUCCUGGGGCAAUAAUUUGGCUGAUCAAGCAAAAGACCUAGCCCGGCCCCCAACACAGUUACUGACCCUGCAGUUGCCAGACCCCGGACCCCGGGAAUUGCCCCCCAGCCCUGAAUAUUCGGAAAAUGAUAUUCAAUGGAUGAGUAAACUUCCUAUGACCCGAGUCAAAGAUGGCUGGUGGAGAGACUCCAAGAACAGCAUUCUACUCCCAGAGAAGCUAGGAUGGCGGGUUCUAGAGCAGAUCCAUCACAGCACCCACUUAGGUUCCCGGAGAAUGUUGGACGUAAUGAGACAGACUGGACUGAAAAUCAAAAAUGUCUCCGAUAAGGUUGAUCAAGUAGUCACUAAAUGUACUGUGUGCCAACUCAACAAUGCGAGUAGCAAUCCUCAGACAACAGGGGCAAGACAAAGAGGGAGCAGACCGGGGACCUAUUGGGAAAUAGAUUUCACUGAGGUAAAAGCAGGAAAAUAUGGAUAUAAGUACUUGCUAGUUUUUGUAGAUACCUUUUCAGGAUGGACUGAAGCCUUUCCAACCAAGAAUGAGAUGGUGCAGAUCGUAGCCAAAAAGAUCCUAGAAGAAAUCCUGCCCAGGUAUGGUUUCCCAGUGAUGAUAGGGUCAGACAAUGGACCUGCAUUUGUCUCUAAGGUAAGUCAGGAACUGGCUUCCAUACUUGGGGCUGAUUGGAAAUUACAUUGUGCAUACCGACCCCAAAGUUCAGGACAGGUAGAGAGAAUGAACAGAACAUUAAAAGAGACCCUAACCAAACUGACCAUGGAGACUGGCGCUAAUUGGGUGGUCCUUCUCCCCUACGCUCUGUUCAGAGUGCGUAACUCCCCAUACAAACUGGGACUCACACCCUAUGAAAUAAUAUAUGGUAGACCACCCCCCAUCAUCCCUAACCUAAAAGAUAACCGUGUCAAAACUGAGAACGAUAAUGGUCUUGAACUCUUGUUCUCCCUACAAGCCUUGCAGAGGGUCCAUGAAGAUGUAUGGCCCAAAUUAAAAGAACUUUAUGAGACUGGACCCCCGCCUAUUCCUCAUCAAUUCUGGCCUGGGGAUUGGGUCCUCGUCAAACGUCAUUGGCAGGGGACUCUGGAACCCAGGUAGAAAGGACCCUUCCAGGUCAUCCUGACAACGCCUACGGCCAUCAAAGUAGAUGGAAUCGCCACCUGGAUCCAUUACACCCACGCCAAACCAGUGGACCCGUUCUCAGACCUCAUCGGACCCUCAAAGACAACCUGGACUGUUGACCGGACUAACGACAAUCCUUUAAAAUUGACCCUACGUGGCCAACGGACUGAACCGUAACUAUGGUACUUGCCCUCCUCUCGAUUGUUCUGCAAAUUCUGUCUGUAGAUCCAAACCCCCACAACCCCUAUAAUUUGACAUGGGAAAUUACUAA
Messenger RNA from Prionailurus viverrinus (fishing cat), 5311 nucleotides. RefSeq lists its product as uncharacterized. The record is from RefSeq and is a predicted model, not a curated record. NCBI's taxonomy places the organism in Eukaryota, Metazoa, Chordata, Mammalia, Carnivora, Felidae. Gene Ontology annotation, biological process: virion assembly; proteolysis; DNA integration. Gene Ontology annotation, molecular function: aspartic-type endopeptidase activity; nucleic acid binding; RNA-DNA hybrid ribonuclease activity.